Messenger RNA from Aspergillus homomorphus CBS 101889, 1308 nucleotides. Its product is annotated as amidase signature enzyme. The coding region runs from base 1 to 1308 and encodes 435 amino acids. NCBI's taxonomy places the organism in Eukaryota, Fungi, Ascomycota, Eurotiomycetes, Eurotiales, Aspergillaceae. The record is from RefSeq and is a predicted model, not a curated record. The transcript is spliced from 9 exons.
AUGGGAAGUGCUCAACAGUGGGAACAGAUUGUCGCUCGAAAGCGCCUGCUGCGUAUUCAGAGUCUAGAGCCAUAUGUUGUCACCGAUCUUGGUUGGCGCAUUUCUCGAGUGUACCACGUUCAUGAGCGCACCGUCUUACAUGACGCACCGGAAGUUCAGGAAAUUACAAACAUUUAUGGUAUUCCUCAACUCCUUGAGCAAUUGAAAUUAGGAAGAAUCACCGCGGAGCAGACAACUUCAGCCUACAUCAAAAGGUACUGUACAACAAAUUGCCUGACAGAGUUUGUCUUUGAGGAAGCACUGGUGCAGGCUAGAGAGUUGGAUCGUCACUUUCAACUCACACUGAAGGAUCAAUUCAACAUCAAUGGCAUCGAUAGUAUACUGGGAUACGUAGGUCGCUCGUUUUCCCCGGCCAGGGAAGACGCGGUCCUGGUACAGUUGCUGAGAGAUAUGGGUGCAAUCGUGUUGGCCAAAACAAACCUACCACAGAGCAUAAUGGGAUUAACCCUCAAUCCACGCGACUCUGAAUUAACCCCAGGAGGCUCGACUGGAGGAGACGCUGUGCUUCUGGCACUGCGCGGUUCGAAUCUAGGUAGGCUCCCAUACCACGGAGUCCCUGUUUCGACUGAAGGGCAGGAGCAUGUGCCCUCGUCUAUCGGUCCGAUGGGAAGAGACCUUCUAUCACUGUGCUAUGUAACUCGGGCAAUCAGUGCCUUCCAAAAGAUUCAGAGUCGGCGUAUGGUCAUUGGACUGAUCUUGGACGACGGAGUGGUGAGAGUUCAUCCGCCCAUCGAACGAGUUCUCUUGAUGUGGAACGCUUCGGAUCAUCAGGAAUGCAUCCAACUCAUGGACCUAUUCUAUACUGUAGAUGGGGGCGAAGAUGUCCGUCGUGAUGUCGGGGCUGCGGGAGAGCCUUACAUUCCCCACGUUGAGACGCUCGUCAACCGCGGCAAGGCUAUCGCCGUCUAUGAGUAUUGGCAGCUCAACAAGAGGAAACGCAUCGAUGUACUCCUCGCUCCGACGACACCUCAUUCUGCUGUUCCUCAUCGGAGUCUGCGGUGGGUUGGAUACACAAAGAUCUGGAACUUCCUCGACUACCCUGCCGUCACCUUCCCUGUACCAACCGAUUAUCGGUCAAGGAACGAGCUUGAUACAUGGAAUUGGAAAUUGUACGAUCCUAAGGCCAUGGAUGGACAUCCGCUCAAUCUCCAGGUGAUUGGGAGGAAGCUGGAAGAAGAGGUCGUACUAGGUGCAGCGAACGCCAUUGAAACCCUAUGGAAGAGCAUGUCGAAGGUGUUCGACCGAUAG